Symbiodinium pilosum is the source of this 336-nucleotide messenger RNA. The record is from the annotation of a GenBank genome assembly. NCBI's taxonomy places the organism in Eukaryota, Dinophyceae, Suessiales, Symbiodiniaceae.
AUGAUAACAAUCGGUGCCAAGAACGACACCAAGGUUGGAUCGCAGCUGAUUCGGCGCGGUUGCAGUGUCAAUGCCCAGAACGAUGUGGGAGACACUGCCAUGAUGAUGGCGUGCCGCGAGGAUCAGCUGCACUUCGCACGCUGGCUCCUUGACGACCCUCAUUUGGACGUCUUGCUACGGAACCAUGCGGGCGAGGAUGCUAUUGACAUCUGCGAAAGCCACGGCUUGAGUGGCAUGAGGAUGCAGCUGGAGUCCAAAGCACGACAGCAAGCUGAGCUGCAAGCGGAGAAAGAGAAAACGACGGCGAAGAUGAUGGAUUCAUUGAUGGUGAAGUAG